Molecule: messenger RNA, 2955 nt
Organism: Oncorhynchus kisutch (coho salmon)
Lineage: Eukaryota; Metazoa; Chordata; Actinopteri; Salmoniformes; Salmonidae
Product: vitamin D 25-hydroxylase
Exons: 5
Coding region: 122-1648 (508 amino acids)
Biological process (GO): xenobiotic metabolic process
Cellular component (GO): intracellular membrane-bounded organelle; cytoplasm
Molecular function (GO): heme binding; iron ion binding; oxidoreductase activity, acting on paired donors, with incorporation or reduction of molecular oxygen, reduced flavin or flavoprotein as one donor, and incorporation of one atom of oxygen
Source: RefSeq, a predicted model, not a curated record
AGAGGGAGAAGCAUCCUAUUGGGUAGAGGCAGGGAAUAUAAACAUGUGCAAGAUGAUAUAGCCUACAUAACUCUUUCACAGAGGAGAGCUUAGUCUAGAAAGCAAAGUUAGAGAUAGAAAAAUGGUAUUAAUUCAGUUAUCAUCUCUCGUCUCAGAAUUGUCGCAUGGACAGGCUUUCUUAGGUCUGUGUAGUUUAUUUAUUUCCCUUAUUGUUCUUUUGCUGAUCCGACAGCUUGUGAAGCAGAGGAGACCACGAGGAUUCCCUCCUGGACCGUCACCUAUCCCUGUCAUAGGGAACAUUAUGUCUCUAGCAACAGAACCGCACGUCUUUAUGAAGAAACAGAGUGAAAUCCAUGGGCAGAUUUUCAGUCUUGAUUUGGGAGGCUACUCAGCAGUGGUUUUGAAUGGAUAUGAUGCCAUCAGAGAAUGCCUGUACCACCAGGCUGAUGUCUUUUCUGACCGGCCAUCUCUGCCUUUAUUUAUGAAAAUGACCAAAAUGGGAGGACUUCUGAAUGCUAAAUUUGGCAACGGAUGGAUUGAACAUCGUCAACUGGCCAGCAACUCCUUUCGUUACUUUGGAAGUUUUCAAAAGCCCAUCGACCAGAAGAUCUUGGAAGAGUGCAUGUUUUUCGUGGAUGCCAUCGACAAACACAAAGGGAAACCCUUUAACCCAAAGCACCUGGUGACCAAUGCUGUGUCCAACAUCACCAACCUCAUCAUCUUCGGCGAGCGUUUCACGUACGACAACUGUGACUUCCAGCACAUGAUCGAGAUCUUCAGUGAGAAUGUGGAGCUGGCCGUCAGUGGCUGGGCCUUCCUUUAUAACGCAUUCCCAUGGAUCGAGUACCUCCCCUUCGGAAAGCACCAGAAGCUGUUCCGCAACGCAGCCAAGGUCUAUAACUUCCUGGAGCAGAUCAUCAGGCGCUUCUCGAAGGGCAGAGUGUGCAACUUCCCGCGCCACUACAUCGAUGACUAUUUGAACAAGUUGGACAAGUGUGCUGGCGACUUGGGCACCCCGUAUUCCAGGGAGAACCUAAUCUACUCUGUGGGCGAGCUCAUCAUCGCAGGCACGGAGACCACCACCAACACCCUACGCUGGGCUAUGCUCUACAUGGCCCUCUACCCCAACAUUCAAGAGAAGGUGCAUAUGGAACUGGACAGUGUGCUGGGAAGUGAGAAGUCCCCCUCGCUGGCGGACAAAAAGAGGAUGCCCUAUGUGGAAGCGGUGCUACAUGAGGUCCUGCGCUUCUGUAACAUCGUGCCCCUGGGCAUCUUCCGCGCCACCACUCAGGACACACUGGUGAGCGGCUACAACAUCCCCAAAGGCACCAUGGUCAUCACCAACCUGUACUCUGUGCACUUUGAUGAGAAGUACUGGUGCGACCCUGGAACCUUCUCACCACAUCGCUUCCUGGACAGCAAUGGAAACUUUGUCCGACGGGAAGCUUUCCUACCCUUCUCUCUGGGGAAGCGUCACUGUUUGGGCGAGCAUCUGGCCAGGAUGGAGAUGUUCCUGUUCUUCACCACCAUGCUGCAGCGCUUCCACCUGCAGUUCCCCCCCGGCACAGUGCCAAGCCUCACCCCCAAACUGGGCAUGACACUGCAGCCACUGCCUUACUCCAUCUGUGCCGUCCGCAGGCAGCAGUGACAGAUUCUCAGAAGGCACAGCCAGAAGGGGUGGGGGGGGGUUGGGGGUUUAGUCAGAACAGAACAGGGGUCUAGAGCUUGUACUCCUACCUUGUGUUUUACACAGAACUACUAGAAUUCUAAACAUCAGCUGAUGGUUGUUUCUGAGAAAUUGCAUGUUUGCACAGCACCAUUUGCAAAGUCACAGCAUCACCAGAAAUGUUACUGGCGAGAUCCUGAAAUAUCAGGUGGAACUUCUCAGUAAGUUUAAUCGAGAAGAUAAGAAGUGUGAAUAAUUAAUCAAUACAUGCAGACAUAUACUUUUAAUUAACCUUGAAUUAGAAUUUACUUUUUAUCUGUGUCCUUAUAAUCAAAUGUCUCAUCUUCCCUGCGGGAUUACAUCAAUGAUUGACAGGAUGGACCUCUAUGAUGGUUCACAGCCCCGUCUUCUCUCUCACAGCCUGCCUAGAUGAGAAAUGGGAACAUUACCCACUGGGCACACACUGGUUGAAUCAUUGUUGUUUCCAUGUCACGUUGAAUUGAUGUUCCCAGUGGGUAGUUUCAGCUGUUUCUACAGCACAGUGAAAAUAAGUGGACUAGCAGCCAGCCUUUCCUAGAAGGCUCUGGACAUGGUGUUUAGUCUGGAUCAGCCCCAUGUCAAUCAGUCUGAACUAACAAUGAACCCUGAUCUCUAGGGAUUAUUCCUUUAAGUAAAUUGUACUUUUGUCUAUUAUGGUCAUACUUUGUAAUAAGAACAAUGCCAUUUGACCGUUUUUACAAUGUUUAUAGUGUGCCUUUACUAAGAGCAAUUCAAGUUACAUAGGUUUUACGCCGCAUGUUCUUUUUCUUCAACGUGCUGACAGUAUUUCUCUUAAUAGGUUACAGGUCUAUGUUUUCUCUCCCAAACAUCUUCCCAUCUAAACUACAGUACAGGACUAGUCAGACAUGGACUUUUGCAGUGAGCCGGCAGAUUGUGUCCAGACUGGGUCGUCUAGGGACACAGACACAGCCACUAUAAAUAAUCUUCAUGUGGUUGGAGCUGAGCCUGGGGCGGCAUCACCCAUUUCCUUAAGUGACCUCUCACUUCUACUCUUUACUCAACAGACCAAAGGGCUGAAAAAAGACUCCAAUGCAAUGCGGUGCAUACAUCAGACUUACUGGGUAAUAUUUCAUAUUGAUUUGAUGCCUCUAGCUCUUUUUGGCACCCAGCAUACCUCUAUUAACUAGUAACUGCACUUCUCAGAAAGUUAUGCCGAGGUAGACAGACACUGCCAAUUCACCUGGAUGAGAGCCUUGUCUGUGUGCAUUGGAAACUGACAUUACAGUCAU